AUGUGUAUCGGAGUAUUCAUAUGGAAAGCACACCCGCUGCAUCCUUUGAUCCUGCUCCUAAACCGCGAUGAGUAUCAUCGGCGUCCCACCACCCCUCUUUCAUGGUGGGAUGAUGAUGAUGAUCUUGGAAACCAUGUCAUACUUGGUGGUAGAGAUGAAGUUGCUGGUGGCACCUGGCUCGCUUGUAACGUGUUCGGCAAGCUCGCUUUCCUCACCAAUGUCCGCGAGGUCACCUCUUCAUCUGAUCCUUCACGACGAAAGAAGAGCAGGGGUCAACUCCCUCUUCGUUUCCUCCAGAGUAAGAAAAGUGUGGAAGAAUUUGCGGAUGAGUUAGUGAGAGAAAAUAAUGUUGAGGAGUACAAUGGGAGUAAUCUGAUAAUUGCAGAUCUGGGUUCUCUGUCCAUGUUUUAUAUAACCAACCGGCCUAAGUCAGACGGCGUCACUGCUACUCGAGUUUCUCCUGGAAUUCAUGUUCUCUCCAAUGCAAAGCUAGAUACUCCAUGGCCAAAGGCACAGAGGUUGGAAAAGAGUUUCAAGAGUUUAAUGGAUAAGUAUGGGGAAAGAGAGAUUCCGCUGGAAGAGUUGUGUGAAGAACCAUUGAUGAAAGAUUCGACAAAAGACGAAGAUGAAAGCAAACUGCCUGGGAUCUGUGCACCCGAGUGGGAACACCAAUUGAGUUCCAUAUUUGUUGACACUGAAACGCCAAUGGGACGUUGUGGUACCAGAAGUAUUUCAACAUUGAUCACCAAAACAUGUGGAGAAAUGACAUUUUCAGAGAAUUAUAUUGACACGGACGGCUUGUGGAAGGAGAGGACCAUCAGUUUCAACAUUGGUGAAAAGAAACUUGAAACAAUUUAG
Molecule: messenger RNA, 858 nt
Organism: Oldenlandia corymbosa var. corymbosa
Lineage: Eukaryota; Viridiplantae; Streptophyta; Magnoliopsida; Gentianales; Rubiaceae
Source: the annotation of a GenBank genome assembly